AUGCUCGCCUGCGCCGCUAGCAACACCGGAAGGAUGAGAGGAUCCGCCGUGUUCUUUGGCCUGAAGUCGUGGGCCGACAGACUGCACCAGCAAUUGCCACUCAGCAAGAAAGAGUCGCAGCGCCUAUUAACCGCACUCACAAGCUCUUUUCGUCAGCGGCUCGAUGAGGUGCAUCCCAAGUCCGUUGCGGAGAAGCGUCCUACCGAAGCUCAAAUUAGCACGCCACUCCCAGACGGACGACCAUUCCACUCUUCGGCAGCAUCAGCGGACACUCAUCUGGCUUCCAUUCUGACUAGCCCUUUGCUGAGCAAGGAUGUGAAGACUGUCAGUACCGCCGACCAGAACUACGCCAAAGCCAGCACUGAGUUACAAAAGAACCCCGGGAAGGAUCCCAUCUCAUUAUUGGAAGAAUAUCAUGAGAAAGGCAUCGCUUCGGUUGCGAUCACACGCUUGUGCCUUCGCAAGUUCGAAGAAAACCUGAAAGCUCUGCCAGUGGCAAAACAGAGAACACUCGUCACCGAGACACAGCCUGGAAAACGUGCUCUUCUUGUGCUGUGGGCUGCGAAGCUUUAUGAAACGGAGGAGUUCGUGGAAGACUAUGUACUCAUGAGAUCCCUAACUCAUGCUCUUAUGCGGGAGGGCCUGGAGCAAUAUCUGUGGGAUUGGAUCAUAAUGGACAUGACCCUGGGAACGGAGUGGCAGGCGUCCAGCGCUGAUGUGCCCGUGAAUGAUCAGCGUCGGUCGAAGGCAUACUUCCUUCACCGAUGGAAAGGUAGAGUUAUACACGGUAUGGUCGCCAACACAGUUGAUGGGUUCUACGGGGUACCCGGGUCAUUGGAUGCGGCAAUUGGCAUAUACUUGAAAGCUCAAGCAAUCCGCGGGAGUGAGUCUAGGCACGACCGAGCUUCCAAUCCCACACUGGUACCCCUGCGUGCUGCUGGUGCUUACCUCCACGGCAGGCUGACCCAGCUGCGGAGUGCUGAGGAUAUCGUGGACGUCGAGUUGUACGACGCAUUCAAGGCAAGUUCACGCACAGUGCCAUACGUCAAGGCAGGAUCCAUUGCGCAGGAGCUGAACGACGGGAUCCUGGACCUUUACCACCCUGCUCGUUCAGAUGGCAACGUGAUCGUUGUCACAUUUCGCAAACUUUUCGGUAAUGAUCUCGACCGUGAGGAGACUACCUGGAUAGAGAAGUCAGGAAUCAACAGCCACGAUUUGAAGAGAAACAACAUCUGGAUCACGCAUCUCACGCGGCUCGUAUAUGUACUACGAUUACAGGGUCGUCACGAGGACGCGGCAUGGGUACGUCAAUGCCUUCAUGACAGAUAUCCAGGUCAAAGGGACCUGGCAUAUCGAUUGCUGGGUAACUUUGCGAGAUAUGGCAAGAUCAAGACUGGGCCAGUGAUUGCGCGACGAUCAGAGCGCCAAAGCGCUUCAGAGCCGGUCCGGCUGCCUGUUCCAACACUUACAUGA
Molecule: messenger RNA, 1473 nt
Organism: Recurvomyces mirabilis
Lineage: Eukaryota; Fungi; Ascomycota; Dothideomycetes; Mycosphaerellales; Teratosphaeriaceae
Exons: 1
Coding region: 1-1473 (490 amino acids)
Source: RefSeq, a predicted model, not a curated record